AGGUUGUAGUUUUAGAAUCCACGGAUGCGCUGAAAGAGCUGCAGACAAUCAUCAGAGACAGAGAAGUCUCGAGGGGCGAUUUCAUAUUCUAUUCCCGUCGACUGGUGCGGUUAUUGUGCGAAGAAGCGCUGAACUUAUUGCCGUUUGACGAGGCUAGCUGUUUAACGCACUCAAAUGCAGAAUAUAAGGGUAUUCGAUUUCUGGGUAGAAUCUGUGGGGUGAGUAUAAUGAGAGCGGGAGAAGCGAUGGAGGAUGGCUUCCGAGACUGUUGCCGCAAUGUUAGGAUUGGUAAAAUCUUAGUACAAAAGGACCCGAGAGAUGCGAACAGUGAACGUAAAAUAUACUAUGCGAAGUUUCCGAAGGACAUGCACGAACGGCACGUGUUUGUGCUGGAUCCCUUAGUCGCCACGGGGAUGUCCGUGUGUAAAGCAAUAGAGGUACUUCUAGAUUACAAGGUGGAACAAUCACGGAUUAUAUUCCUGACGCUUUUCGCCGCACCUGAGGGCCUUAAAUUGCUGCACGAAACAUAUCCGGAUAUAACGAUAGUCACGACGCACGUUGACGAGGGUGUUGACAGCGAAGGGUUUAUUGUACCAGGCCUGGGUGACUUUGGAGAUCGGUUCUUCUCUACAGAGUUCACAAUCUGAGAACCCGCUUGAGAAGUUGGUGUACCAAUUUAAUAAAAAUUAGGAUAAAAAUCGACUGUGUAUGUAAUGUACUCGACGUGCGACAGGCCAACAGCUAUAUAUGCAACAGAAUAGCGUGAACAACUGGGAUGUGGGGACUAC
Sphaeroforma arctica JP610 is the source of this 788-nucleotide messenger RNA. RefSeq lists its product as hypothetical. NCBI's taxonomy places the organism in Eukaryota, Ichthyosporea, Ichthyophonida. The record is from RefSeq and is a predicted model, not a curated record. The coding region runs from base 228 to 647 and encodes 139 amino acids. The transcript has 6 exons.